Molecule: messenger RNA, 2271 nt
Organism: Capronia coronata CBS 617.96
Lineage: Eukaryota; Fungi; Ascomycota; Eurotiomycetes; Chaetothyriales; Herpotrichiellaceae
Exons: 2
Coding region: 1-2271 (756 amino acids)
Molecular function (GO): protein binding
Source: RefSeq, a predicted model, not a curated record
AUGAAGCUUGAGGCGAAGUUCCUGGUUGAUCCACUUAAACUGGCUCAGGCUGUGGUAGAGAAACUCAGGGACUCCGAUUUCGACGCUGCUAUGAGCCUUGUUCGUGCCAGUGAGAAGUCUCGGGACGGGAUGGCAGUGGACAACAUCGUUAGUUGGAAUCAUGUUAUCGAUUGGCUGAUGAGCAAAGGGGAGCCUUCCAUGGCAUGGAAGGUCUAUAAUGAGAUGAAGAAGCGAGGCCAUAAACCUGACGCACACACUUACACAAUCAUGCUUAGGGGCUACCGAGACAAUGUGAAGAAGCCCAAUGCUGUCAAGCAAGCGGUCGCUGUCUACGACUCUAUAUCAGCUGCGAACUCGGUAGUUACGCCUACGACCAUUCAUACGAACGCCGUACUCAGUGUAUGUGCUCGAGCCAAUGACAUCGAAUCCCUCUGGAGCAUUGCAGGCAGGCUUCCCGACAAAGGGCCUGGCGCACCUGACCAUAUAACAUUUACCACCAUACUGCAAGCCAUCAAUGCUGAGGUUCGCGCACGAGCGGUCGAACUGGGAUCUCGAAAUGGCCCCGAUUAUGACCCACAACCCAUUUUUGAACAAGCGGUCUCUGAUGCACGGAAGCUAUGGGUCGAUAUCACGGGACGUUGGAGGAAAGGCAACCUCCAGCUUGAUGAGGCUCUUGUCUGUGCAAUGGGAAGACUACUGAUGCUUUCAACCGACCCUAAAGCCUAUGAAGACGUUCUUAAUUUAGUUCAACAGGCCAUGAACAUCCCAAAAAGUCCCGAUAACCUUGGGCGAACAGAGGACCCGAACGUCAGGGAGGAAGAUGACUCAAGUGUGGGCACUGAGGCACACACAACUUCACACUCUGGCGACUCCAAUAGAUCCUUGGUUAGGUCAGGUUCCAGGUCAACACAAUUGGUCCCCAGCCCGACAUCGAUAUAUGCCACCCCUGGCCAGAACACGCUCUCCAUGCUUCUAGAGACAGCUACAGCUCUCCGGUACCUACGAGCGGGAAAGUACUACUGGGAUUUACUGACCGCUCCGGAUGGCCCCUACAAGAUUAUUCCCGAUCACGGAAAUGUCGCGGCCUAUCUUCGUCUUCUCCGGGUAUCACGGGCCAGCCAAGCCACCCUGGAUGUUCUGCGCAUGCCGCGGCCCAAAGAGAUUCAAGACCGAGUGAUGGUUCGAGGCACGUUCUUCAUCGCCAUGAGUACUUGCCUGCGAGACAAGAACAAUCCAAAUGUGUUCGACAUUGCAAGUCGGAUACUAGAUUUGAUGCAAGGCAGAGCGGACUCUUCCGAUCAGGAACAGUCUUCGAGACCUGAGGGCCAGAAGCUUGAGAUGUCCCCUAGAGUCCUGACCAAGUACCUGGAACUAGCACUGGCAACAACAAAUGGCUUGAAUGGCGGUCGAUUGAACAAGACGAGGAAUGGAGAUUUGGAUUUCGAGCGCGACCCUCACAAGAAUAACACAUUGAGAGCUCUGAGGAGGCUCGCUCCUGACAUGCUCAAUGUCAAACGAUUAUUGAAACUCCACAUGACCGAACUCGAACAACAGGCCGCCGUCAAAUCUCGGACAAGCACCGUGCAGAAGCUCCUUGCAAAGCGGGAACUCACCCACCUUAGCGUCAGUGAGAAUAUGAAUGAGCUUGUCGACUUCUUACGCACGUUGAUCGGUGCAUACGACAAGAUCCUUAUGGUCAAUGAACGGCUCGAGGACGAGGGAUUAGGGCCUUUGGAUCGAGACAUCCUAAACGAGUGCUGGUCGCAGAAGCGCAAAUUAUCCGCGUUCCUCGGCAAGGUCAACAAUGAACGCGGUAUUCCUAUCGAGGCUCGACGGGAGCGGGAGCAUGGUUCCACUGCUGGCCGGGCCAAGGCCAAGACGGAGGUUUCUGAGGAGGAUUUCGAAGACGAGGCCGGCGAAACUCUCGAUGUGACGGUGCCGAAUCAAAGGACGAAGACAAUCAAAGAAAUCAACAAGGCGCUCAUGAAACAGGACAAAGCGAGAGAGGAGAGCCGGCUUUCGCGACGACAGAAGCGUGAGCUCGGGAAGGAGGAGCGUAUCAGGAGACAGUUUCCCGUCAGCAUGUUGAAACCCAAACCGAGUGAGCAGACCCGGCUCAGCAGGCAACGGCACGAGACUGGGAGUGGGGACCGCAAGCGUAGUACGACUUCGGCUUCACAGAUGUAUCGUGGAUGGGGAGGUGGUUUCGAGGCUCUUGCCCGUGAACAAGGCCAGGGUGAGAAGGCGGGGUUUAUCGACCUGCGACCAUAA